Messenger RNA from Gongylonema pulchrum, 408 nucleotides. The record is from the annotation of a GenBank genome assembly. Lineage: Eukaryota; Metazoa; Nematoda; Chromadorea; Rhabditida; Gongylonematidae.
AUGGAGGAAUUGUUGAAAGAUUACAAUCUGGAAAUUUAUACCGCUCCUCGAGUGCCAAUUUAUUUGAUGCCAAAAGUGCAGCACCGUGCAGAACGACUUCCUGAACAGACGUUUCCAAGAUUGACACGCUGCGAAGCAACACUGAAACGAUGCAUGAACAACGUACAAAUCCAGUGCAAAAAUACACACUCCACGUGCUAUCUGAUCAAGCGGAUUAUUGCAACAAAUGUGCACUAUGCUGCCAGCUCUGGACAACUGGAAUUGAAUCUUCAGGUACGAAUUCGACUCAAUGAACUGCGCUCAAUGGAAUUUUUUGGUGUGAUGGCCACUCAGUCUUCAAGCAGCAGCACUGCUACAGCAAAGGCAACGGCACCAACGCUAGAAAGCAUAAGCAGCGCAGCAGUAUAA